This is a messenger RNA of Morus notabilis, 1555 nucleotides long. RefSeq names its product 2-alkenal reductase (NADP(+)-dependent). Gene Ontology annotation, molecular function: 2-alkenal reductase [NAD(P)H] activity. The record is from RefSeq and is a predicted model, not a curated record. The coding region runs from base 274 to 1305 and encodes 343 amino acids. The transcript has 5 exons. Lineage: Eukaryota; Viridiplantae; Streptophyta; Magnoliopsida; Rosales; Moraceae.
UUAAUAUAUAAUUUUUUAAUAUAAAUUUAUUUUUCAACUCUAACCGUGAAAAGAACGGCCCCAAUAUUUUACCCUUUUUUUCUCUCUGUUUUGUCCUUCGCUUUGGUGGAGAAAUAACUAGCGGACCACAUUCACCACAUGUCGUUUUCGUCUAGCCGGUUCCGUCGCCUUUCUUCUAUAUGAACCAUACAUCCGCAUACGCUUAUCAGUCAAACAACUGAAUUUCGACUUACAAUUCUCUAAUUUCCAAAGAUCAACCCACAAAGACCAGUAAUGGCGGAAGUGAUCAACAAGCAAGUGUUACUAAGAGAUUACGUGUCUGGUUCUGCAAAGGAAUCGGACAUGAUUGUCACCUCUUCGACUACGAAGCUCAAGCUUCCAGAAGGUUCCAAAGGGGUUCUCGUUAAGAACCUUUACUUGUCCUGCGAUCCUUACAUGCGAGGCCGUAUGAGGAAGUCCAACCUUAGCUCUUAUGUCGAUGCAUUCAAGCCCGGUUCUCCUAUCACCGGGUAUGGAGUGGCUAAAGUGUUGGAUUCUGGCGAUCCAAACUUUAAGGAAGGCGAUUUGAUAUGGGGAAUAACAGGGUGGGAAGAGUACAGUGUUAUCAAUGCAACGCGCACACACUUUAAAAUUCAUCACACUGAUGUUCCACUGUCUUAUUACACUGGCAUUCUUGGUAUGCCUGGUAUGACUGCUUAUGUUGGUUUUUAUGAGAUUUGCUCUCCUAAGAAAGGAGAAUACGUCUUCAUCUCAGCAGCGGCCGGAGCGGUUGGUCAGCUUGUUGGGCAGUUUGCUAAGCUUGCAGGUUGCUAUGUCGUAGGGAGUGCUGGCAGCAAAGAAAAGGUCGAUUUGCUAAAGAACAAGUUUGGAUUUGACGAGGCUUUUAACUAUAAAGAAGAGCCUGAUUUGGAUGCAGCUCUGAAAAGGUACUUCCCAGAAGGCAUUGAUAUUUACUUUGAGAAUGUCGGGGGAAAGAUGCUCGAUGCUGUGAUACAAAACAUUCGGGACCAUGCUCGGAUUGCUCUUUGUGGAAUGAUCUCACAGUACAACCAUGAGCAGACUGAAGGUGUUCAUAAUCUGAUGACUCUUGUCUGGAAACGGGCCCGCAUGGAAGGAUUCUUGGUCUUUGAACAUUAUCACCUCUACCCAAAGUUUCUCGAAUUUCUUCUGCCAAACAUCAAAGAAGGUAAGAUAGUGUAUGUCGAAGAUGUUGCCGAAGGAUUGGAGAAUGCUCCGGCAGCUCUGGUUGGGCUAUUCGCGGGGCGCAAUGUCGGGAAACAGGUAGUCGUUGUUUCUCACGAAUGACUUGCCUUUGCAUAUGUCUUUGGUUGCUGCAGCUCAAGCACAAACUCACUGCAAAUACACUCAAUCUUUAUCCAUGUUCAACGGAAACUUUUACUUUCAAACUCCUAUGUUUGCCAGUAUAUCGUAGGGCCCGUUAGACAAAGCUUUUGUUUUUGUUUUUAGCCUGUAGGAAAAGAGAAAUAAAAACUGUGACUUUUCAAUAAGUGUUUAGAACCAAGAAUUUAUUAGGUCAAAAUGAUUUUUAAAUUUU